UAUUUUCCAGGUAAUCGUCGCUUUCACCGCGAUUGUAUCUUUCAGAUGAGGUGGAAGUGAGCAAUUUGCGCAUGGGAAGUUAUCCACGAAAUCACCGACUUGUGAAGACAUAUUUGUACGUGUAUUUCGAGAAUGCCGGGCAUCGAAAGUGAUGUGCCAUUCGAGGUGCUGUGUCAGCUGUUUUCUGACCUCGAGAAGAAAGUUGGACGAGGAAGAAAACGGGAUGAAGCGAAUAUUGCUGAGCGGAAGUUGGAGCGAUUUUUCCUUGAAAUGCGAAAAAAACUGAAAAUUAAUUCUCCGGUUGCGGAUAUUCAGCAGGAACCACCGUCCUUGUAUGGAUUUUUGCGGUUGCUUCUCCCUAAAGUGGAUAAUCAACGUGGUGCUUACGGAUUGAAAGAAAGAAAAAUUGGGGAGAUUAUUAUCAACGUUCUGAACAUCAGCAAAACCUCUGCUGACGCCGUCAACUUGGUACAUUAUAGCAUUCCAACCACAGCUUCAGCUCGUGGAGAUUUUGCAGCAGUAGCCUGCGAGUUUUUGCGCAAUCGUUGUCCAGAAAAAUCGAACCCGUCAAUUACUGUGCAAACUGUGAAUGAUUGGCUCAGUGGUAUUGCGAAGGCCAAUGGAGAGAACGAUCCAGAUGGUCAAAGAAGAAUCCUGAAAGAAUGCUUGCGUUCGUUGACAGCUGUUCAAUUCAAAUGGCUGAUUCGCAUCAUGGUGAAGGACAUGAAAUUGAAGCUCGGAGAAAAGCGAAUUUUCAAUUGCUUCCAUCCUGAUGCGAAGGAUUUCUUUGAUUCGAAUGGAAACCUUGAAAAAGUUGCUGUGAGCCUUCAGGACCCUGGUAAACGUCUUGGAGAGAUCGACGUGACGCUUUUCACGCCAUUUCGUCCAAUGCUGGCUUAUGCAACUGCUCCCCAUGUGUUGAAGAAGGACAUUGACAAAUCUCCGUCAGUGAUGGUUGAGAUCAAGUGGGAUGGAGAACGUUGCCAGAUGCACAAAGAUGGCGAAAAAUACAAGUACUUUUCUCGGAAUAUGUUCGAGUACACGCGGGAGUUUGGCGGGGAUCCGAGCAGUGGUUCCCUGACUCAAUUUAUUCACAAAUCUUUCAAACCCGACGUUAAGACGUGCAUUUUGGAUGGCGAAAUGGUCGCGUGGCACAAAACGUAUCACUCUAUCUCUCAAAAAGGAGAAAAUUUGGAUGUGAAGAAACUGAAACCGUACGGAGACCACCAACCCUGCUUCAUCGUUUUUGACGUUUUGAUGUUAAAUGGCAGACCUUUGGCCAAAGAAACUUUGCGAGAAAGAUACAAAAUUCUGUUUAAUGAUGUUUUUCUGGAGAACCCCGGUCACCUGCAACUGAGUCAACACAAGGAAGUUUCAUCCAAAGAAGAAAUAAUGGAAGAGGUCAAUUAUGCGAUUGAUAAUAACGAAGAAGGCAUUGUCAUAAAACGACCGGAUUCUAAAUACAUUCCUGCUGCGCGCAUAAAAAGUUGGUUGAAGCUCAAACCCGAAUAUAUAGGAUCGAUAAUGGAUGAGCUGGACUUGCUGAUCGUCGGUGGCUAUUGGGGAAAGAAUAGUCAUCAUGGAUUUAUUUCGCAGUAUCUUCUCGCUGUUGCCAUUCCUCCUUCAAAAAUAGGUGACAAGCCAAAAGAAUUUUACACCGUCGGGCGAGUUUCAUCUGGGUUGAAGGAUGAUGCGCGGAAAGAAUUGAGCAAAAAACUCGCUUCAAUUGCCCAUAAAUUGACCGAGGAUGCGAGAGGCAUUGCAGGGAUUGUUUGGACUCGAGAAAAGCCAGAUGUUUGGUUCGAACCGGAGAAAUCUUUGAUUGUGCAAGUGAAAGCCACAGAAAUCGUCAGAUCCGAUACUUACAAAGUCGGGUUCACCUUGAGGUUCCCCAGGAUAACGAAAUUACGAGACGACAAGGGUUGGUUCGAUUGUAUGACGCUGGAAGAGUUUCAUAACUUGCGACGAGGAAAUUCUGGGAAGCUUGUUGCAACUCAAGCUCUUGCAUUCGGUGACUCGGAAGAAGGUUCUUCCGGCGAAGAUGCUGAAAUUACCCCGGGUUCUCCUAAAAAACGGAAACGAACUGCUGCUACGCAACCCCGUGUAUUCACUCAAGCCGCGUCGCAACUUGCGAGUCAAUUUAAGCCUGCUGACGUAUCUUCGAUCCCACAGUCCUCGGAAAUUUUCUCCGGAAAAGAGUUCUAUAUCAUCAGUGGAACGAAAGAAGUCCCGAAGGAUGUUCUGGAGAAGGAAGUGCAUCGUUUCGGAGGAACCUUUACUCAAAACGGGACCGCUGGAAAGACGUACUGCGUGAUUGCCAGAGAUUCCGAAAGCCCGAAAGUGAAAAAUCUUGCACGUUCCCGAAAUUAUGACAUACUGAAGCCGUCUUGGCUGCUGAGAUGCUUGGAAGAUGGUCGGAUUUACAACUGGAGGCCAAUGGACAUUAUUGCCUGCACUUUGGAAACCGAGUUGGCCAUGAAAGACAAUUUUGAUCGAUACGGUGAUUCAUUUUCCGAGGCUGCGACUUUGGAAUCGCUUGAGUAUUCCCUUGAAAGAGUUAAGGCCCUGGAUGAGGAGAAGCUACAUAGGAUAAAACCAUGGGAUGAGUUGGAAAAUUAUUCAAGAAUUUCCUUCGGUUUAAGCACUUGGAACCUGAAGCUUUUUCGAAAUUGUGGCAUUGAACCUCAUUUCCUGUGGAGUUCCGCUUUGCCGAGCUACUCGAAGUUUCACAGACUGAAAAGCCAGUACAAAUACUUCGGAGGAGAAAGUACGACCUUGAAGGCCGCCACGCAUCUGAUUGUGGAUGUUCAUCAUGCUUCAAGUGGUAUUGCUGCAAAGAAAGCCUUGGCGGAGAAAAGAACCGGUUUAAAUUUUGUCGGCAUCCUUCACGUUGAUUGGAUCGAAAAUUCGAUCAGCGCAAUGCGAAUAUUGCCGCUUACCGCAUUUGAAUGCGAAUUGCAUGGAGAUUUUAUGAAGUUGAAGUAUACUUCAGAAGCCGUUUUCUUGGAGUAGACAAACUUUUCUGGCGUGCAAAAUUUUCUGGGUGCUGUUUGAUCCACACGACACAUUAAUUUUGAAGUCACCGGUAUGUUUCAAAUUUUUCACGCUUCGUCGUCUUAUGAGAAAAUUGAAAAUGUUUUCUUGAAAA
This is a messenger RNA of Notodromas monacha, 3148 nucleotides long. Lineage: Eukaryota; Metazoa; Arthropoda; Ostracoda; Podocopida; Cyprididae. The record is from the annotation of a GenBank genome assembly.